Molecule: messenger RNA, 7234 nt
Organism: Seriola aureovittata
Lineage: Eukaryota; Metazoa; Chordata; Actinopteri; Carangiformes; Carangidae
Gene: gli2a
Product: GLI family zinc finger 2a
Exons: 14
Coding region: 582-5129 (1515 amino acids)
Biological process (GO): smoothened signaling pathway; regulation of transcription by RNA polymerase II
Cellular component (GO): nucleus
Molecular function (GO): DNA-binding transcription factor activity, RNA polymerase II-specific; RNA polymerase II cis-regulatory region sequence-specific DNA binding
Source: RefSeq, a predicted model, not a curated record
GGGUUGAAAACAGAUCAGCAGCUUGAAGAUCUCAACACCACCGCAUGUCUCUGCAACAACUGCCGAGUGAAGCCAAACCGCUUUGAGUCCCAAACUUUUUUUAUGAGUAAGAAAAAAAAAAGAAGCAGAUAUUUUACACACCAUGUUAGUUUGCUGAAGACGCGCGCACAGCACGCACGCAAAGAGCGCACCUCCGAGGAGAAGAUGGAUUGUAAGAAAAAGUUAGACGCGACUUCUGCUCCGCACUGAGACUCUCUCUCUCUCUCUCUGUCUCUCUCUCUCUCUCUCCGGAGGUAGAAGAAGAGGAGGAGGAGGAGGAGGAGGAGGUAAUGCCGAGCAGCAGACUUUGCGUGCUCCAAAACUUUUCCUAACUCGGUUCAUGGAGUUUCGCGUCAAGUCCGGAGAGGCUCGUAUGCGCGGUUCGCGUUCAAUGGUGGUGCCAGCUUAGUCCCAGUUUACGGGAAUCCGACUCCAGGCAAAGUUUUUCCUCGGACAAAAAAAAGACUUGAGAGAGGAAGAGCUGCUGCGGUUUCGACGGGGGGAAAGAGAAGUGGAGGUUGUGACUGACACUGAAGAGCAGCAUGGAGACCUCCGCUCCAACAGCCACAGAGAAGAAGGAGUGUAAGCCCUCAGGUCUGGAUGGAAGCAGCUUCUCAGAACUCCCCAAAAAGCCCUCACCCACCACUCUGACCAGAGGUGCCCACCACCUCUUCCCUACGUUCCACGCACCUAUCCCGAUCGACAUGAGACACCACGAGGGGCGGUACCAUUAUGAGCCGCACCCACUUCAUGCUAUGCAUGGACCUCCAGGGCUGACGGGCAGUCCAGUCAUCUCAGAUAUUUCCCUGAUCCGUCUAUCGCCCCAUGCAGCGGCUGGAACGGGCGAGUCACCGUUCAGUCCACCACAUCCGUACGUCAGCCCCCACAUGGAGCACUACCUACGCUCGGUGCACGGUAGCCCCACCCUCUCCAUGAUCUCAGCUGCCCGAGGACUGAGCCCCGCUGAAGUGACCCAUGAACACUUGAAGGAACGUGCCCUCUUUAGCCUCCCCCCUCCUCCGCCGGGGGCCAACCCCACAGAGUACUACCACCUGAUGGCCAGCGCCAGUCAGCGAAGCCCCUAUGGUGACCUGCUGGUGCAGAGCGGGGCAGCGGCCGCCGCCGCAGCUGCAGCCGCAGCAGCAGCGGCAGCAGCUCAUCUACCUGAUUACAUCAGCCCCAUGGAUGUGUCACGUUUCUCCAGCCCACGGCUGACGCCCCGGCUGAGCAGGAAGAGAGCGCUGUCCAUUUCCCCUCUGUCAGAUGCCAGCAUCGACCUGCAGACCAUGAUCCGCACCUCGCCCAACUCCCUCGUGGCCUACAUCAACAACUCCCGCUCCAGCUCAGCUGCCAGCAGCUCCUACGGGCAUCUUUCAGUCGGAGGUAUCAGCCCCUCGUUCAGUUUCCCUCAUCCCAUCAACCCAGUGGCGUACCAGCAGCUGUUGUCCCAGCAGAGGGGUCUCAACGCCUUUGGCCACACACCGCCUCUUAUUCAACCGUCGCCAUCCUCCUUUUCUGCUCGCCAGCACCCACUCACCGCGUCGCCCAUGACCACCUCCCAUAACAGCUCCAACUCUGAGGCAAACCAGAAUGCCGGUGGAGACCCAGCAGUGAGCAGCACAGUCAACCCACUGACCACCAAGAGGUCAAAGGUCAAGACGGAAGCAGAAGGUCCGCUGCCCAUCUCGCCAACCUCUCAGGAUCACGGUGGAGGGAUCUUGGACUUGAGUGAGGAUCUGGACAAAGACGAGUGCAAGCAGGAGCCUGAGGCCAUAUAUGAGACAAACUGCCACUGGGAGGGCUGCACCAAGGAGUAUGACACCCAGGACCAGCUCGUCCAUCACAUCAACAACGACCACAUCCAUGGUGAGAAAAAGGAGUUUGUUUGUCGCUGGGACGAGUGUUCGCGGGAGCAGAAGCCCUUCAAGGCUCAGUACAUGCUGGUGGUCCACAUGAGGCGACACACAGGGGAGAAGCCACAUAAAUGCACAUUUGAGGGCUGCUCCAAAGCUUACUCUCGUCUGGAGAACCUCAAGACCCACCUCAGGUCCCACACCGGAGAGAAGCCGUAUGUGUGUGAACACGAAGGCUGCAACAAGGCCUUCUCCAACGCCUCAGACCGGGCCAAGCACCAGAACCGCACACACUCAAACGAGAAACCAUAUGUGUGUAAGAUCCCUGGGUGCACCAAGCGCUACACGGACCCCAGCUCUCUCAGGAAGCAUGUCAAGACAGUCCACGGACCAGAGGCCCACGUCACCAAGAAGCAACGCAGCGACGCUCCUCCACGACAGCAGCCACCCAAAGGCAACGGCGAGAACGAGGCCAAUUCCAAGCACGGUGCAAGAGGCACGGAUGGCAAGAUGGAGGCAAACAGCACCUCCAGAGGAGUGGAGGACUGCCUACAAAUCAAGUCUAUCAAGACAGAGAGCUCUAUGACGUAUCAGUCCAGUCCUGGCGGCCACUCGUCAUGUAGCAGCGAGCCGUCACCUCUCGGCAGCGCCAACAACAACGACAGUGGGGUAGAGAUGGCCAUGCACAGCGGGGGCAGCUUCGGGGACCUCACCGCACAGGAUGAGUGCCCCAUGGUUGACUCCACUGUUCCCGCUGGGGGACAGCAUGGUGGGGUGGGGCUUCAGUUGAGGAAAGCUGCAGGUCACGGUGGAGGGGUCACCAUCAAGCUGGAAAACAUCAAAAAGGAAAGGCUGAAGACAGUGAGGGACUCCUGCCCCUGGGUCAACUCCGCACCACAGCCACUACAGGGCCAACGCAGCAGCAUGAAGCUUCCUCCCAUACCUGCAGUCGGUUCCCUGCUGGAGAGCUCCAACAUGAUUAGUAACCUAAGUGGUCUGCACCCCAGUCAACGCAUGGGUGACCUGUCUUCAUGUGAAAUAACGCUGCUGAACCAGCUGAAUGAGCGGCGUGACAGCACCACCAGCACCAUGAGCUCAGCCUACACCUUGAGUCGCCGCUCUUCCGGUAUUUCACCCUGCUAUUCCAGUCGUCGCUCCAGCGAGGCGUCUCAGUUUGGCGCUAACCGCCACAACAACAUCAGCUCGGCCGACUCCUACGACCCGAUCUCCACUGACCUGUCUCGCCGGUCGAGUGAGGCCAGCCACUGUGGAGGUGGUGGUGUCAGUGGUGGAGGUGGAGGAGGUCUCCCAAGCCUCCUCAGUCUGACACCAGCUCAGCAUUAUCGGCUCAAGGCAAAGUACGCUGCUGCCAUUGGUGGAGCUCCACCCACACCUCUCCCCAAUAUGGAUCGAAUGAGCCUGAGGACCCGCAUGGCCUUGUACAGUGACUCCCAGGAGGGCUCAUCGCAUCCGUUCCAUCAGCCACCCUGUGGAACUGCACCCCGGCGCUGCAGUGACACUGGGUAUGGCACUCAGAGCAUGAUGCCCCAUGAGGUACCCACCAACCUUCCACGCCGUGCCAGUGACCCAGUGCGUCGUCCCACUGACCAUCUCUCCUUUCCAAGGGUGCAGCGCUAUAACAGCAUGAACAGCAUGAACCCCAUGAAUGGUCCAUCUGCUUCAGAACACCACCAGGCUCUGGCUAUGCAGGGCUACACUCGCUCUGAUGGCAGCCUGCAACGCUACCCAUUUGCCCCCAGACCACCUAGCAUCUCUGAGAACGUAGCCAUGGAGAACAUGGCAGUAGAUGGGAUGAUGACUGGGGGGGAGCAAAGUGGGGAGGAUGAUAUGGUGCUCCCAGAUGAUGUGGUGCAGUACCUCAGGUCCCAGAACUCUGGCCCGUCAGGUCACACCUCGGGGCAAGUGGACUAUCAUCCUAACAAUCAGACUCAGGGCUACCAGACAGGCAUGGCCCCAGCAGCAUCAUUUUACGCGCAGAGGAGAAUGGCCAUGGUGGACGCCACCAUGACUCAGUCUGGCCAGGAUCUGACAUUCUCAGCACCAUCAGACAACAUGAACAAGAAUAACAUGCCGGUGCAGUGGAAUGAGGUGAGCUCAGGGACUGUGGACACCACAACCAAGCUCUCCAGACAGCAGCAGCAUCCUCUCAGGGGGAACCUUGCUGUCGUUCAGCAUAGGCACAAUUUAGGAUCCUUCCAGGCACAAGGUCAAGGCCUGGGCAGCAACCAGCAGGUUGUGCCUAUGAGUCAGAAUAUGACUAUGCAGGGGUACGCAAACCACAACAGCCAGAGGCUGAUGAACAUUACCCACCAGCAGAAUCAGCAACAGAGGCAAUGCAACAAUGUGAACUUUAGUGAGCACAUGAGUCCUCAGCAAGGGUAUGGCCAAGAGGCAAUCCCUAACUCUAUGGCUGGGAGCACUAGUGUGAGAUCUACCCGCAACAGUAUGGCAGAUCCUGAACUGCAAAGUUACAGAGCAAGGACACAGGCUGAUGAGUAUUCUCAUGUGAAUCAAGUGGAUCAGCAGCAGAAUUACAAUGUUCUCUCCCAGCAGCAGCAGCACAACAUCCAUACCGGAGGCAGAGGAAUGUUACAACCCCGGCCCCCCACAGAGCCCAAGUCUAUAACCAGACAACUCACAGGGUCUGGCAUGAUGCAGCCAAGCAGAAUACCCAAGCCAACUGAUCUGAGCCACAGUCAUGGUAAUGACACCUCAGAGGCGAGCCCAAAGAGGCCCAGUGGGUCAGUGGCCCACAACAGCAACUCUGAAAAUGCGAACUCUGCCGUGUUCUACACAGGUCAGAUUCAUGUGUUUGAGCCAACUUCUGUCAGCUUUGAUACCCCCAUGUCCCCCUGUGUCAGCCAGGCUCCUGCCAGCAGCAACACUGCAGCAGCCAACAUGGCCUCCCCAGGAGUCAACCAAGUCUCCAGCAGUACAGUGGAUUCUUCCACUGGUGGAUCUGGUGGCACAGAACAUGCCCAGAUUGACUUUGACACCAUGCUUGAUGAUGGAGACCACUCCAGCCUAAUGUCGGGCACCCUAAGUCCUGGCCUUCUGCAGAGUCUCUCCCAGAGUUCCUCACGUCUGACCACCCCUCGCAACUCCGUUACCCUUGCGUCUGUACCGGCAGGGAUUGGCAACAUGGCUAUUGGUGACAUGAACUCCAUGCUCACAGCUUUGGCAGAAGAAAGUAAGUUUCUCAAUAUGAUAAGCUGAGAGCAAUCAAACCUCAUCACCAACCCAUUCUUACCAUUUGUACAUCAGGAAUUUAUGGACUACACGAGAAAGCACUGAUUGAACAAUGCAAAACUGGUUAUUUCAUACAUUUUUGUCUUUAUUGGCCAUAGUAAUAUGCUCAUCUUGUAAUAUUUGCUUCAGAUUAUAAUAUGUUACAUUAAAAUUGAAUAGUAAGUAUAGCUAGGGUUAAGGACCAUUUUCUAUCAUCAUUUGUUAAAAAGCCAUAAUUUUUAGCUACACAUAUAUGAUAGCCCAGGGUAUAUGAAUGCAUCUACAAACAACUGCCAUUCAGUAUUUGCUGGUGUCAAAGCCCUUUACAAAGUGGUGCACUGAGAGCAGUUCACAUAGUGCCUUGCUGAGGACUGAGCGUGACAUGACAGUUACCAGGAAAUGGACACGACAUGUAGAUAUCAGAUAAUAUUUUCUCAUGAAGACCUUUAUGUGUAUAGAUUAUAAUGUAUGGUACUUGCUUUAAGUUAUGCUAUAGACGUUUGAUGUUUGAACUAGGGCUGUCAAAGGUACAGUAUCAUAUCAACACCUACUAUUAAUUCACAAAGGAUAAUGAAUGAUUUUUUUAAUUUGAUUUUUUUAAUGACAUCAAUAACAUUUUUGUUUGUUUUUUUUCUUGAGAAUUGUAAAACAUAUUCUCACAAGGCUAAGCAAUAGUUUGCUGUAGCCUCUGUGUGCACAGCUCAAAGGGACUUGCAGUGCUAGCCUUGAACUUACAAUAUAAAAAAGAAAUGAAAAUUAAUAAGAAAGAUUAACUUUUCAUUUGUGACCAGGUUUAAAACUAUCACAUGAUUUAGAAGGACAGCUAUAGUUACAUAUGUAAUUUCAUAUCACAGAACAACUGUGUCCACCAAACCUGCUGGUGCUUAAAUCAGUAAAGGUCCCAUAUUGUGUUUUGUUUAAAGUGUUGAUCCAUAAGAAGAUAUAUUUGUGGUUUUGAAAAACCAUCUCAGUGUAGUUUAACAUCUCCUCUCUCAGGCAUCUCUCUGGAGCUCUAGUAACAACAGGUCGGUCAGCCAAUCAGAAGAGAGGAGGCUCUGAGCUGAGGACAAUGACUGCUUUGUUGUGACAUCACAAAGUUACAGAAGUCCUGAUGGCUGGUUUUAAGGCUGAGUUUCUGAAUACAGACUGUGUGCAUUUCUCUGUGGACUGAGGCUUUGAUACUUUCACAGUAUUAAUAUAGAACCUAGACCUGCUUUAUAAUCAAACAACACAUGGACAUCUGCCUUUAGACUAUACGGGACCUUUAAUAUACAUGCCUAUUAUGAAAAAACUAUUAAUUGUCAUUACAGUUUACAAUAUAUAUACACUUAAUUACUAAGCAAAGAGUUUCAAUUACAGUUAGAUUGUGGAAUAAAGAUUUAUUUUAUUCUGAACAAAUUAUGCUUUUUUAAAAUUUGAUUUAAGUCAAUAUGCAGUAAUUUCAUUCAACCAGACAUUUGUAUUUGUUUGUAAUUAAAAUAAAGCAUUUGACAGCCCUAGUUUAAACACGUGGUUGUACAAAAUCAUAGUCCACAGAUAUUAAUUGCUUUUUGAUCAUGGUCUGAGCUCUUGGGGAUGGCACUGAUGAACACUGAACACAUUUCCUUCUUUGCCCUCUGGAUCAGAGGCACUAACUCUCCAUGGUCCCAUCUCACAAGGGUAAAUAAUUGGAAAGGACAAGGAUAUGCCUCUGUGUUAGUCUAUCAGGGCACAUGAACCCCUGUGUCUGAUGAAGAGCAUUCUCUAAAAGAAUAUACAAGUACCUCUGUGUGUUGUCAGCAGAGAUCCAACCCUAAUUAACGCAUUCAUACCGCCUCCCCUCACUGCACCCUAUACCUCCCCUGGGUUCUGGAUGAACUGCAGAGAGCCCAAGAAGGAACUCCGACUUUGAUAAUGAAAUCCUGCUUCUGACAGGAUUGGUGAACUAGCCCUCCGAAUUCCUCAGUUUUAUUAUGUUUGCUGAAUUUCUAAGUAGCCUUUCAAAUGUUUGUGUGUAUGCUCCCGUUCACUUUUACUAUGCUCAAUGUGUGUGGGUUUGUAUGAGUGUGUAUAUAGCUUUUGUACAUUUCAAAUAAACUAUCUCCUUUUUUCUG